Molecule: messenger RNA, 609 nt
Organism: Penicillium soppii
Lineage: Eukaryota; Fungi; Ascomycota; Eurotiomycetes; Eurotiales; Aspergillaceae
Product: dynactin subunit 5
Exons: 2
Coding region: 1-609 (202 amino acids)
Source: RefSeq, a predicted model, not a curated record
AUGCCUCCACCAAAGGUCGCAAAGAGCGAAUACAUUGAAACCGACACAGGCAACAAAAUCUCCCGCCGGUCCCAAAUCCACGGCACGCAGCACAUCAUCCUAGGCGGCAAAACGGUCAUCCAAGCAGAAGCUGUCAUCCGCGGGGACCUAUUCCGCAGCGCCUCGACACCCGCAGACCCCAACAACCCCAGCCCGGCGACAGCGCCGAACACGCCCAGCGUCGCCAUAAACGUCGGCCGAUACAGCUACAUCUCGAAGAGCGCGAUCCUGCGCCCGCCUAGCCGUCUACACCGUGGCACGCACUCCUUCUACCCGCUCAAGAUCGGCGACCAUGUCUUUGUCGGCGAGGGUGCUGUUAUUGAGGCCGCGCAGCUGGGAAACCAUGUUCAUGUUGGGAAGGGCGCGGCUGUAGGCAGUAUGGCGAUUAUUAAGGAUUAUGCUUAUGUGCUUGAUGGCGCGGUCGUGCCUCCUGGUAUGGUGGUGCCGAGUUGGUGUGUUGUUGGGGGGCGGCCGGCGAGGAUUGUCGGGGAAGUUGGGGAGGGGUAUGGGGUUGAAGGGGCGGAGGGUGGUAUGGCGAGGGAGAGGUACCGAGUUGUUGGAAAGCCUUGA